Messenger RNA from Morone saxatilis (striped sea-bass), 2198 nucleotides. RefSeq names its product guanine nucleotide binding protein-like 3 (nucleolar) (gene gnl3). Bases 94 to 1758 code for a protein of 554 amino acids. NCBI's taxonomy places the organism in Eukaryota, Metazoa, Chordata, Actinopteri, Moronidae. Gene Ontology annotation, cellular component: nucleolus. The transcript has 15 exons. Gene Ontology annotation, molecular function: GTP binding. The record is from RefSeq and is a predicted model, not a curated record.
UUGACUCACAAAAGCGGAAGUGACAAAACACCCAACCUCCUGCACUCCUCCACGUGUGAGCGCAGAGCACAUUGGCAGGUCCACAGCUCCGCGAUGAAACGACCAAAGUUAAAGAAAGCGAGUAAGCGGGUCUCAUGCUCCAAACGUUACAAAAUACAGAAAAAGGUCCGGGAGCACAACAGAAAGCUCAAAAAAGAGGCAAAGAAGAAAGGAGUGAGCAAACGAGUGAAGAAGGACCCCGGUGUCCCCAGCAGUGCUCCCUUCAAAGAGGAGGUCCUCAGAGAGGCAGAGCAGAGGAGGCUACAGAUUGAAGAAGAAAAAGAGAAAAAAAGACAAGCUAAAAAAGAGGAGCGAGCCCAGAAGAGAAAAAAGGAGAAAGACACUGCGAGUAAAGAAACAGAACCCAAGGCCAAGAAGGCUCGGCAGGAUGAGGUUCAGAAGCAUUCAGAGAAACAGACGACCACAGACAAAAGCUCCAGGCAAUAUCUUUGCUCUGAGUUAAACAAGGUAAUCGAUGCGUCAGAUGUAGUGAUAGAAGUCCUGGAUGCUCGCGAUCCGAUGGGCUGCAGGUGUCCACAGCUGGAGGAGGCGGUGCUGCAGAGGGAAGGCAACAAGAAACUGCUUUUGGUUUUAAACAAAAUAGAUUUGGUCCCAAAAGAAAAUGUGGAGAGGUGGAUACAGUGUUUACAACUUGAGUUUCCAGUUGUGCCGUUCAAAGCGUCAACACAGAUCAAGGACAAAACAGUGCAAGCCAAGAAGAGCAGAAUAGUGGCGUCCAAUGAAGUGUUGGACAAAUCCAGAGGCGCAGCCUGCUUUGGAAACAGCUGUCUUACUGAGCUUCUGACAAGUUUAGCUGCUAACAGAGAACAGAAUGAAGCUUCACUCAGAGUGGGCGUAGUUGGUUUUCCUAAUGUGGGCAAGAGCAGUCUCAUAAACAGUAUGAAGGGGAUCCUUGCGUGCAACGCCGGUGUGAAGAGAGGCAUCACAAAAUCCAUGCAGGAGGUGCACAUCUUGAAGAACGUGAAGCUAAUAGACAGUCCAGGAGUCAUUGCGUCACCGUCCAACCCACCAGCCUCUUUGGCUCUGAGGAGCCUGCAGGUGGAGGAGGGCCGGGAGAGUGUGCUGGAGGCUGUCAGGACCCUGCUCAAACAGUGCGACAAGACCCAGAUCAUGCUUCAGUAUAAUGUCCCUGACUUCAGUAACUCUCUGGAGUUUUUAACCUUGUUCGCCAAAAAGCGUGGAUAUCUGCAGAAGGGUGGAAUCCCUAACACCGAACAGGCAGCUGCAGCGUUCCUUGCCGAUUGGACAGGAGCCAAGCUGAGCUACCACUGUAAAGCACAGGAGAACCACAGCCUCCCUGCGUACAUGUCUGAUACUGUGGUCGCAGAGAUGCAGAACGGGUGGGAUCUAAACCAACUGAUAAGAGGCAAUGAGGAAACCCUGAACGGUGUCAAAUUUCCAAACCAGGCCAGCAGUAUAACCUUUAUCUCUAAAGGUCCGACUGCAGGCCUGCUGAGCGUUAGCGACAUCUCUGAAGAAAAACCUGGUGCUGCAGCCACAGAGACGGAAGCAGAGCACAACGACGAGAAUAAUGAGCCUGAACAAACUGCUGAGGACACAAAUGAAACAGGAGAACUGGAGAAACCACAGAGGGCAGCACUCAAAAAAAAACCAGGCCAUGUGCAGUUCCAGUCUGUCCCCAUUGACAUCAGCCUCUCUGCAGGUGACGCCUAUGACUUCAACACAGAUUUUAAAUGAGCUUUGCCUUCAGUUUCUGAUCCGGUGCCUGUGCUCACGUGGACAUGCGGGAUUGUUGAUUCAGAAUCACAGUUUGAACGGCACUGCUCACCAGUUAACUGGUUUCAGACUAGUUGUUGGUGUUCUUGCUGUUACUUCAAACUUUGAAUUUAGAAGACCGUGGGGCAGUUUCCAGACAAAGGACUAAGCUUUAUCCUAGACUACAUUUUUCAGUUGAUGACUCAAUUGAAUUGUGUAUGUAGGAUGAAUCCCUGCCCGGGAAAUGGACUUUAUUAAGUGGUUAUGUGUGUAUAUAUAUCCACUGACUUCUCCUCCAGAUGUUGCCAGUGAAAGAUCCCCUCUUUUAAGUGUCUAGAGGUCAUUUGUAAUAUUGUGUGUUUAUGCAAAAUGCUGUAUAUAGACAAUUCACUAUAAAUGUAAUAAACCCUCUACAGCCUAAA